Molecule: messenger RNA, 1869 nt
Organism: Rhizophagus irregularis DAOM 181602=DAOM 197198
Lineage: Eukaryota; Fungi; Glomeromycota; Glomeromycetes; Glomerales; Glomeraceae
Source: RefSeq, a predicted model, not a curated record
AUGUCUGCGGCUGUUGAGUCUGACGAUUGGGUUCAGCCCGUGGAAAAAACUGACGAGCUUGCUGACGCUACGAAAGAUAGCUGGGAAGCUAAUACGUCCUCAAGUUUGAAGAACGACGAUAGAAGAAAAAGUAACUCGCACAAAAAGAGAGGUGGUAACUCUUCUUCAACUCAAGAACAAGGUUGGGGAGCUGCUCCCACAAAUAAGGAUACAGGCGGCUGGGAUGAUUCGUCUAAUUAUGAAACCGAUUAUAAUAAAGUAGAAAAUUGGGGUAUUACACCGGAUAAUAAUGGUGAUACAAAUACUAAUAAUAACAAUUGGGAUGAUGUCCCAACCGAUGUCAAUCCGGUCGCUAACGAAAAUACGAGUGGUUGGGGUACUGAAGAAGGUACAGGUUGGGAUAAUCCACCAGAUAACAGUGGAUGGGAAGAAAAAAAUGAAAAAAAUGCUGGAGAUGAUAAUUGGGGCACUACUACUACGGAAAAUAAUGAUACAUGGAAUCAUAUUGAAGAGUCUGAUGAAACUAUCAGAAAUACAACUGAAUGGGUUAAUGAUCAACAUAAUCAGCAAAGUCAACAAACUCAACAAACUCAACAAACUCAACAUAAUCAUCAUCAACAAAGACGAGACGAUAGUAAACAUCGUGAUCGCAGUGAUCGUGGGACGCGCGGUGGACGACGCUGGAAUAGACCAAGAGGAGGAGGCCGUAGCAAUAGAAGAUAUCCACGUGAUAAUAAUCACAGACGUGAUCAUGGAGGAGAUAAUGAUUCUAGAGGUCAUAGUCAUAAGUCACGCGGAGGUGGCAGAAAUCAAAAUAAUGAAGACCCUGAAUCGUAUAAUGAGAAUGAAAAAAAAGAAAAAGACAAUGAUUCUAGGUCCUCAAGAAAAUCUAGUACCAUUAACGAUAGUAUUCAUGCUCCCAAAUCUGACACUGCUACCAGGCAUGAUAAUGCUCUAAAAACUGGUUCUGAUUCGGCACCUAAAUCUGAUUCUGUCCCUUAUGUUAAUGAAAAUCGAGUUUUGUCCGGUAGCAAUACUCGUCAAAAAUAUAAUGAAGAAGAAUUAUCCAAGCGCAUUGAAAAAAUGAAGGAGCAAAAUAAAAAAAUUGAGGAAAAGCGUAAGGUGGUCGAAGAAGAAGAAGCUCAAUUCAAGAAGGAAGAUGAAAUACGAAGGAAAAAGGAAUCAGAAAAUUUAGAGAUUCAGAAGAGAAAAUUGGAGGAAGAAGAAGAAGAAAAGCGACGACAUGAAGUUCAACAAAGACAUUUGCAGCAACAAAUCGAUGAUGAACGCGAAGAAAAUGCCACACGUAAAAACAAGAACCGUGAUGACCGAGAAUGGGAUGUGGAGAAAAAAGAACCUGAAUGGAAUAAUUCACGUAACCAAAGAAACAAUUCGCGUGGUGGAGGAAAUCCAUAUAAGAAUGGUUCUCGUGAUGAGAAUUCCAAUAGGAAUGGAUCUCAAAACGAUAAUCGAAAUUAUAGAAGAAAUCCUCAUGGUAACGAACAUGGAGGAAGGGGCGGUCGUGGACGUGGACGAGGAGGUGGUGAUCGCGGUGGUGAUCGCGGUGGAAGACGUAAUCGUGGUGGAGGGUAUGGUGAUAGACGCGGGGGAGGAAGAAAAUAUAGUGAUCAGCAAAACAAUAAAGAUUUUCACAAUAAAUCUGUUGAUGUUGAGGAAGGAUUUGGCAGCGGAAACAGCUGGGCAGAGCAAACGGAGCAAGAAAAAGAUAACAACUGGAAUAACGACAAUCCAAGCUGGGGUGAAUCUUCCACCGAUAAGAAAAAUGAUGUAGGAUGGGACUCUAAUUCCAAUCAAAAUAAUGGUGAAACUGAUAAUUGGGGACCGAUACCAAAAUCAAAUGACUGGUAA